AUGGAUGACACCCGCGUUAAAAAACGAUUGAUCAAAGACAAAAAGCCUUCCAUGGUAACCUGGACCUCUGACGUCAUUACAGACUUAAAGUCCGAAAUGACUGUGCUGAAAAAGCGUGCAUAUUAUGCGAACAAGGUGCAACAUCUAAAAUCUAGUGACUCCAGAAAAUGGAUGGACUGCGUCAAUCAGAUGUCCGGGAUAAAGAGAUCUGCACCCAAUAACAUCAAGAUUGUUAAGAAUGGUACCACUCUAUCUGGUAAAGUACCACUCUAUCUGCCUAUCUCCCUGCACCUCAGCCCAUACCCAAUUUUUUUCCCGAUGAAGUUUGUACCAAGAUGCUCAAUAUAAAAGUUUUCAAAUCCAGCGGUCCUAAUAAUAUUCCUAACCGGAUUAUUAAAGAUUUUGCCUGUGAACUGGCAGAUCACAUCUUUAAAACAUCCCUGUCCACUGGUGAAUUUCCUAAUAUUUGGAAAGAUGCGUUAAUUACACCAAUUUCUAAAGUGCCAUCUGCAUCUUGUGAGGACGAGUUGCGUCCAAUUUCACUUACAGCCUCUUUGUCUAAAAUCCUUGAAAACUUUGUGGUCAAUUGGAUGAUGGAUGAUGUAAAACUUAAAAUCGACCCACAGCAAUUUGGUUGCUUCAAAGGAACUUCCACAACUUUUUGUCUGAUCGAUAUGAUCAACAAUUGGUUAAGAACAUUGGACAAUCAAUCGACGUAUCUACGGAUCUGUUUUCUCGACUUUAGCAUUAAAGCGUUUGAUCGCAUUGCCCAUAAUAUCCUGGUCUCAAAGCUGUUGUCCCUUGGUGUUAGAAAAUCACUUAUCCCAUGCAUGGAUAUGCAGCUUUCUCUCAAAUCGCCGUCAAUCGGUAAAGAUCGAUAACUUUCAAUCCGAUUAAUUGGGGGCUCUGUCAAUGCAGCUGUUCCCAAGGAACCAAAUUGGGCCCUAUAUAUUCAUUAUUAUGAUCAACGAUCUUGAACUGACAUCCUCCAUUGGAAAUACGUUAGCCCGCGUGCACAGUGGCGGAAAUCUUGGGGGGCGGGGGGGGGGGGCGCCCCCCCCCCACCUUCACGGAAAAUUGAUGAAUUUUCGGAAAUUUUGACCUAAAAGAGGGCUAAAAACAGUCUUUUCGAGUGCAAAUGGGGGGUAUGUCGGAAAUUUGAAAGUUUUGUCGGAAAUUUAGGAGGCUCUGCCCCCCCCCCCACCACCACCACCAGAAAAAGUGAAUUUCCGCCACUGCGCGUGCAGGCCCACCGAGGGACGAAUAGUGGGCCUGCAUAGUGCACGUUUGGGCCGAAAAUGGUAGCAAUUUCCGCACGCAAUACAAAAGUAUACAAAAUUUGCGAACUUUGCAAGGCUAUAUAUUUCCACAUUUCACAACAUUUCGCAACCAAACUCUGCAAUUUACUCAGCUCAUUUUAGUGUGCUCUUAUUUCUAGCUGUGGUGAUUUAUUUGCAUCUCCUUGCAUGCUAAGUUUUAAAAUUAGUCUAUAAUGGGAAUUGUCUAUUGACGAAUGAGUAUAGGCGUAGAUGAAACCAGACGGCCAUUUUGAUAAAUAUCAUGUUGGUAAUCUUAUAAAUUACCUUUACUAGAACUUGCUUCAAUGACGUCACAAGGUGGACCCUUAUAAUCCGCCCCUGAAUUAUAGUAUCACUUCAUGCAUGUUAUAGGAAAUGGUGUUAAGUUAAACGUUACUCUGCUCUUUGAGGCAUAAGUACGCUUGACCACCAUAUUGUAUUUUGUGCCAAAAACGGAAAGAUAGAGAUAUUCAGUAAGUACAAAGUAAGAAAAAGAAUGGGCUAUAGGCUGCUCUGGAAUGUUUGCGCGUAGUUAUCAUGCACUUGGGUAUCUACAAAUAACUUUUCUUCUUUACUACUUUACACGCCCUUCUCCUGAAAAUUAUGUGUGUGUGUGUGGGGUUAAAUUGAAUUUAUGGAACUCAUAAUCUCUCAACAUCAUUCUCAAGUCAUCUAGCUUGAGGUAUAAUUUUUCAGAUUUCGCCCAACUUUUGUAAAUUAUUGCACUUUGUAUACAGUAUUAUACUAGAAAGUGAUGAUUUCAACUUGUGGUAGCAUUUACGCAUGAGCAGAACAACAAAAGCUUGUCAAACUUGUUUUUACCAGUUUUUCAUUUUAUGAUCUGCACGACGAUCAUUCUUUUGCUUGCAGUGGUUCCUCCUCCCCAAUCAGCUCAGAAACCACUGCUAGGCCGGCCACGUCCAUAGUAGGGUAAUAUGGACGUGGCCCCUUAGUAGAAUUUAUCAAGCUUCUAUACUCUUUUGCUAUAUUGUUUCUAGCUGUUGCCUUAUUGGGAUUGGACAACAGAAUUUGAAAAAGAUUGUUUGAUUGAAAACCCAUACUUUGUUAAUGAUGAUGUUAUGACAGAGGAGGAUUGUGAAGUGUGUAAAAAAAUCUCUGGUGCGCGACUAAAGAAUGUCAGCCAAGAUGAAAUGACAAAUCGUUAUCUUUUCAAUGCAAUUCCAGUCGUUGUCACUGACGCUACCAAUGAUUGGCCUGUUGAUAUUCAAACUUUUGAUUUGGAUAAUCUAAAAGAGGUAUUUUUUGUUUUAUAAUUUAUAAUUGCAGUUUUAUAAUUAUAAUUCCAAAGUUUCAUUGAACCUUUGCCGUAUUGUUAUCAGUAUUAAACCGCGGCCAAAAUUAAAGUAAACUGGUCAUACAUUACAUACAUAUAUUGAUCAGCACAUUCAACAUGUGAAACAUAUCUUAAUUACUUAAACAACUGUGGAAAGACUUCAAAGUUGACCGAAAAACCUCGUAUACUGUAUGUAUACCACAGAUUUCAACAUCCUUACCCCAAAUAUUUCCGGCAGCACUCAAAGCUUACUUAUGCUAUACUGCAUAUACGGUACAAUGCAAAGGCUACAACCCAGUGACGCAUCCCUCCACCAUUUUAGAAAUUAUAUAAGACUUCUGAAUCAAACUCUAAUAAAAGUUGCAGUGGUAUGACAUCUUUCUUGUCCCUCUCACGUCCUAUCUUAAUUAGGUUGGUCCACGUGCCUUUGCAAAUUGUUAUUUUAUCCACAUUUGAUAAACGAUCGUCGGAUGAAUCGAACCUCAAACAAGCCGUGCCACAGAAUUCUGCACACUUAACGUCUAACUCUACGAUCGUCAACUUUGCACGGACAUUCGUUAUACUUAGGCUUUGGAAAAGUCGUUUGUUGUCUCCGAAGUUGAAUCUUGCAGCAAAACUAGUUCCAGUGAAGUGGAACAAGCCAACCCCGAUUUCGCAUUAAAAAUUUCUUAGCACACUCCCCCCCCCCUCGUAGUUUAUAAACAAGCUUUCGUUGGUAGGGAUGGAACUGUAGCUGAAAAAAUAUAAGGAGAAUUUCGACGUUUCGAGUGAAGGCCCUUAUAAGGAGAAUUUCGACGUUUCGAGCGAAGGCCCUUCGUCUGGAGUUACUAUUUAACCUGUUCUAUCAACUUCUCAAUCGAUUCCUUAUCGUCCGUAAUUCAGUGAUUUCACCAUUAAAUAUUAGUGUAGAAUUUCCACAAUUCUUUUAAUACGUAGCCGAACGACAGCACCGCGCGCGCAUUGUCUGUGCUCAACAAAUUAACUUCACUGGUUCGAUCCCAUUUUCAAUCUCAUCGUUCCUUAUUGAAUUUCAAAUUUCAUUUUUCUCCACAUAAAUCAAUGUAUAUUAUGUAUACGAGGUAUUUUCUUUUAGAAUUAUACAAUCCACAAUCCAAUCGCAAUUUAAGCUGUUUGAAUCAAAGAAGAAUUAGUUUCUUUUUAUUCCAGAUCUAUCUGGAUACCAAACUUUCAGAACCAGAACGUUAUUGUACAUUUGAUGCAUUUAAUCCUGAGAUUGAGUCUCCUCAUCAGUUAUUUGCUCUUGUGGAAGAUCAAAAGUUGGACCACUGGCAAGGAUACUGGUAAAUAUAUUACCUAUAUAUAUCUUAACGUGUGAUAUAAUAUCCGAACGCAGCUAGAAAUGCAGUUUCGCGGCAUGGAUAACCCCACCCCAUCCCCAAUUGCUAUAUUCAGUCGAAUUAAGCCUGGUUCACAUAUAUGCAUGCCUGCGACGUACCGGCGACGAUACAGGUGGUAGCUUUAAAACGUAAAUUAUGUGAACAUUUGUUCGCCGAUUGCCGCCAGUGCCUCAGUUACAUCGGCGGUAUAGGCCGGGAAAGUUGAGUUCAACUUUGCCGGUAUUUUGGCGGCAAGUAGAGGCAUAAUGAUACAGUCGCAGGCAUAUGUGAACCAGGCUUAAGCUACCAAAUACUGUGGAUUCGCCCCUUAAUAGUAUGUGUUUACUUCAGCCCAAAGCCGGUAUAUCAUUGCUGUGUUUCUACAAUGGAUAUUGGUGGUAAUAUUUCUACAGCACCUCUCUAUAUCUUGGAUCUCUGCAUGAGUUCAUAUUUGUCGAGUUAUAUUGUUUUAAAACCUCCUCUACACAUGGGUCAGAAAAAUCGUGAAGAAUUUUCACACGUAUAUAAAUCGUCCAUCGUGGGGAUAUAGAGAUUACUUCAUGGAAAUUUCUACACUUAUACAAUGUUUGUGUAUACUGUGUAUCAAAACGGGAAAUCGUUUCUGUUUGAAUUAAUCCUAAAUAAGAGAGAGCCCUAUUGGCUAUAUCAGGAAGCUGAAGAAAGUAUUAAAUUUUGUAGACCUAACAGUAUUAAAUUUUGUACGUAUUUAAUUUUGCAACCUUAUUUUUCAGGGAAAACUGUGAACCAGCGACAGCAAAGAGUAUUCGGAAAUUUUAUCGACGACCGUAUUUUUUGCCUCCAAUGGCUGAAGCUGCGACAGAAAAUUGGAUCUUUGCAGCGUAUGGUAGUGAAAAUAAUGAAACCAAAAUGCAAUGGGAAUAUGUAAGAUAUUAUGUAAAACUAGAAACACAUUAAUGCACCCCUUCGCCUGGUAUAUCUCCGAGCCAUCGGCGGCCCGGGCCGAGCUACAGUGCUAAUUCCGCUCGGCUAUUCAUGCCCGAGAAAAGAACAGCAAGCGGAUUUAAAACAAUAAAGUGCGCCUGUGUGAAGUUUGUAUAAUCUAUAUGAGUUCGAGUUGAAAUAACGUGUUCGAGUUGAAACAUCGAGAUGGAUUUCAAACUUCAAAUUUCACGAACAUAUAUUUAAAAAAUAUUGUUAAAACCUGUAACAGAUACAUAUAUGGUCUGCUUACCAUUGUCUCACUUAGGCCUUAGCGGAUACUAUGGCGUGUUUAUCAGGGCUCAUGCACCUGCCGAGAUGAAAUUACAUGCAAUUGUUAGCGCUUGCAAACUUCUAUAUAUUCCAGUCUUGCAACACCAAUGUUUUAACGAUUUUGGUAUUUUUCUUCAUUUACUUGCAAGAGAAAGAAUUACUUUAGGAACAUAUUUGUACUUGUUUGCAAAAUACGAAAUUCGGUUUCUCCGGGCUGGUGAGUUCAUAUGAAUUUUUUUCAUAUAUAGGUCAGUGGUCUCGGCUUGCUUACAUGCAUGUACCUGUGACAAUCCUUAUGAAAUCAACAAUAUUUAUAUUACAUUAAGCAUAGUUUUUCACCCCAUGAUAUUUUUUUUAGAAAAUAAGAAAAUUUAAUUUCUGCCAGGCCUAUAUUAGUUAUUUUAUGCAUAAUUGGCAAUUUACCUGGGGCGGUGCAUGGUCAUUUUCUUGUAAAAUAUUAUACUUAGACAAAUUUUUCUUUCCAAUGACCACCCCUAAAAGCAACCCUUCUAAACACUAUUAGCACUUCAGUAAGGCUAUAUCGCUUUGCCUUUUCGGAAGUUAGAGCUAUGUCGACACUGCCGUUUCAGGGCGGAGUCAUUUUCAGGACUUUCGUCCCGGAUUCAGGUUUUGGCACAUAUGCCAUGUUGACCGCCAUGGUCAUUUUACCUUAAAACAGUUGAGAUUACUUGUGCUAAAUGAAACGCAUACAAACUCAUAUACAGGUCCUAGACUACCCGGUAUAAGCGGGCUGGUGAGUUCAUAUGAAAUUUUUUUUUAUAUACGGUCAGUGGUCUCGACUUGCUUACAUGUACCUGGAUCUAACCAAGUAGGGUUCGAACCGUCCUCUUCCUCAUAUCAAUUUUACAGUAAUGUUACACGAGGCCUAGAAUAGAGGUAAGAAAGAUGUUUUGACAAGCAGGCUCUAUAUACGAAUAAGCCCUUGUUGUUAAUUUUAUUAUAUAAUAUCUAAACAAAGCGUACAUGUUACAUGCGUCAUGAUAACGUAUAUAUACUACUUCGAUAUGUCAUUAUACUUCUAGACUAAAUUUUAAGUCAGAAUUCUAUUUAAAAGAUGUCAUACCUAAAACACGACGGUUUUAUUUUGUCUUAAUUUCUUCAGAAGAAGUCAUUUAAUGAUGAAGCUCGCAGCUGUUUCAUCAACCUGAUAUUUAUAUAUUUGCUGUGAACGUAUUAUUCUUUUUUCAGGAAUAUUUUUAAAUACCUUGGUCAUACUCAGUGUUUGGAGAUCUGUGCAACAUUGAAAGAAACUAUUUUAUUUCAUGAUAAUGGUUUUGUCCUGUUUCGCUUUGCUUGUGGUUUUAACUAAUCAUCCAUUAACGGCUCUUAUCGCGAUGUUAUGGUUGAUUGGAACGUUGCAUGAUGUAUACCCUAGCUGGGUGAAUAUUUCCUGAAGUUAGGAACUAUAACUAUUUCACAUUGAUAAGACUUUACUCGCUCUUUUGGUGACGAAUUUUGAUAUCGAUAUGACAGCUUGUCAAUUAUUUAGGAACUCUUUCUGUACCGUUAAAAUGAAAAAUUAAAUAAAUAGAUAAGAAAGAUAGUCUGGCCUAAUAGCCAAGUAUAACUUAGCAUAAUACUUCUGCCUCGUACCCAGGCGCUAUGUUGUCACUAUCGCUCGCGUCGCUGCUGCGUGGCCAUUGCGUGGGGGCGCAUGGAUUAAUUUGAUCAAUUUCAUGUAAAAGUAGCAAAAUCAUUAUUAUUGUUGGCUUUAUUGUCAACCUCGUACCCUGGGUCGCACAACUUGCAUGUUAGACUAAUUUUUGAUUUAGGCAAAAAAAAGUAAAUUCCCGUAAAGAACUUGUUAAAAUUAGUAAAAUUGCAAAAUUUGGUUGCGAAAUGUUGUAAAAUACAGAAAAUAUAGCCUUGCGAAGUUUGCAUAUUUUCAGUAUAUUUAUAUUACGUGCGGAAAUUGUUACCAUUUUUGAGCCGAAAAUGGUAACAAUUUCCGCACGUAAUACAAAUAUACUGAAAAUAUGCUAUAUAAGGCUAUAUUAUAAUAUAUAUAUUCUUUUUAACUAUUGUGUUUUAUUUCCUCCUCUUUACUUAGAUUAAAAUUUCGUCUAACAUGCAAGUUGUCCAUACUCAAUAAGACAAAAUACUAGAAAUACACUGAACGCCGGCUUGUGUUGCGCGUCAACUCAAGUGUUACCAUAGCAACACGAUUAUUUUUAAAUUUUAAAGAAUUUUUAUAUUUUUUGUAUGAAAUUGCAAAAAUAGUUGAAAGUUUAGUACUUUUAACUAUACAACAAUUCAGUUCCGAAAUAUAUACUGUAGGUAGGCCUAUGUUAUUUUGCAUUUUGUGAGCUUUGAUUUAAUAGUUGUAAAAUUUACUCUAAAACGUUUCGUAUAAUGUUUUGAAAUUGAUGUUCAUUCAACUAAACUGCGUUUGCCGAUAAACUGUUUUUAAGUUAACAAAACAAAACAAGUUCAAAUUAUUGAGUAUAAUUUCAGUUCGGUGUUGAAAUUAAUUUACUCUCCUUUACAUUUUUCUUAAACUGAACAGGGUAAUUUAGGAAACUACAUGCGACUACUGGUUGAAAAAGAAGCAGUGCAUUGACAGCCAUUGUAUUACGCAAAAAAUUAAAGCAACAAAAUUCAUAAAAAUUGAACAUUCAAAGCAAGCUUGCCCUAUAGGCCUAUAUUUCACGAUUUAUAUAUAUAUACAUACAUACAUACAUAUAUCAUCUGCUGUCUAUACUUCUGUAUAUGUUCAAUUCCUCAGGAGAAGUCGUUAUACUAAUCGUUCAAUAAUAGAGCUCAUCUAUUUUAUCAGCCUGAUAUUUAUAUUUGCUGCGAAUGUAUUAUUCUUUUUCUUAGGAAUAUGUUUAAACACCUUGGUCAUACUCAGUUUCUCGAGAUCUGCACAACUUCGAAAGAAAUUAUGUUAUUUCAUGAUAAUGGUUUUGUCCUAUUGCGACUUGCUUGUGGUUUUAAGUUGUCCGUAUCGCGAUGUUAUGGUUGAUUAGAUAGUGUCAACUUUCCAGUCAACCAUAACAUCGCGAUACGAGCCAUAUACACACAUUUUCAUUGCUUUUCUUCACUCGCUCGUUUGGUGAUAAAUUUUGGUCGACAUUUGGCGACAUCUUAUCUUAUCUUUCAUGGAACGUCGAUAACAAAGGGAAGACGUUUAACUCUUCUUACAAUACUGAUUAUUGUUAUAUCCUUAUACUUUCGCACUUAUGUCUAAACGACUUUUUUAUUUCCUAUGAAGUCGGUCUUCUAAUAAUUGCAUGUACAUUAUUCUCCUUCCCCGAAUGGUGUUCAUCAACUACAAGUUGUUCACAAUUGCCAGGAAAAGUCGCAGAAACAACGGAAUAUCCCCGGAGAUGAAAAAUCGUUUAUUUGAAAACUGAAACUUUAUCGACUUGCUUGCCAGCAGUCGAUUGUUUUGUGGUGCAUGCUAUCCAUUCCAGUGUUUAUAUCUUCCUUGGACAAAAAAUUGGGCCGUGAAAGAGAACGAACUUACUCUGAAUAAUGCAAAUGUUGCAGGACUCUGGUCUCACACUACAGUCUCGAUGAACGGUAUUUAACUGCUUAAUCUGUUACUGGAAAGACAAGAUCAUAAGCACCAAAGGAAUGAAAAUUAUUAAAGGCCUGAAAAUAUGAAGAACGAAGAGUCCAAUCCUAUAUGGUCUGCAUGACCAUGCAUAGUCAGCAAAGCAAAAAAAAAACCAGGAAAAAGAAGAACAAAGAAAAAUAUAUUGGAGUUUGAAGAAGUAAAGACAACAGUAAAAUUAAUCCAAUUUUUAAAAUGUGACGUCGACAGUAAAAUUAAUUUUUUGAAAAAUCUUCCACAAGAUAUUAUUUCCUUUACACCUACAGAAUUUCAGAAACUUCGACCAAAGGAAAUUUUAAUAAAUUCAUUUGUAGUCCAAAAUUUAAUCUUUGUCUGCUGUCGCUUAGUUGAAGUAAAAAGAUUACGCAAGCGUUUCUAGACUUCGGAAAAAUAUCUACAUUUCACAUAAAUAUCUUUCGCUGCUGUUUUUUACAAAUGUAUAUAUAGGAAACCACAUUAAAAUGAAAAGUGUCGAAGGCCGCAAAACUACACCAUUAAUGAGUACUCUUUAUCGGUGCACUGCACGAACCGGGAAGAACAGUUUAGAGCUGAUGUAGAAAACUGUAUAAUGACGAACGUGGUUAAACGCCUCUUCGUCAAAAUAAAGCUUAUAGGUUCGCUCAUGUUGUAACUGCAAUGGAGCAAUAAAGAGUUAUAUUUCAUUACAAUCCUCCAAAAAAAGCCCGGCGUACGCCUAUGUUUCUUUCGAUGUGUUUAGUAAUUUUUAAUUUUCUAUCAAAUUAAGAGAACAAAUCAGAAAUACAUAUAAUCUGCUGUUAUGAACUGCAAUUGUGUGAUCAUAAUAAAAUAAUAAAGACAAAUGCCUCAGUUGGAAAUACCAGACAAAUAGAUAAUGGCAUUAAAUUAUACACAAGAGUCAAGACUAUAUAAUUAUGAGACUUCAACAAAAACAAAAAUUGAACUUGUAUUAUUAAGACUGGCUAAAAAUAAAAUGUGUAAGGUGGUGUUUGUUUAUUUGGAGCCCUUUAAUGCACCCACAAAAAUGCGGCUAUAACGUCCUGAAAUUACUUUUACCAUAGAACGGCAACGAAAAACUCAUGCAUGGAUUUGGAAUAAAUUAGUGAAUAUAUUAGCACACGUUAUUUUACAUUUAUAUCACUCAUGUGCAAACUGUUUAACUCAAUUUCUGAACUCGUAACUCGAUUUCUCGAACUCGUAUAAAAUAUAAGAAGACCCGCCUGCAUGUGUUAUGAUAUACAUAGAUUCGAGGUUGGUUGUAGGCUACGAUGAUAUAUAUACGAAAGAAGAGAAUGGGUUGAAAAAUUAUUGUGUUACCAUAACGACAACUUGAUGUCAGUUUGACCAUUUGACACAAGCAUAGACUCCUCCGCAGGCAUCCGCAUGUACUAGGGUUAUAAUUAAUGAUCGGGAAAUAAAUUAGAAUUUUUUCGAACGCAAACCCUAUACUAUAGAGACGCCUCAUGCGGAGAAGGCUAUAACACGUUCAGUCAUUUUAUUGCCGGGUAAUUAAGAAUACUUCGUGCUGAAAUUAUGUUUGCAGGUUAAAAACGCGAGCGGUUGCUGCUUGCAUGCAUGAAUUUCUAAUAACUGACUAAUUUACCAUCUCAGGAGUCUUUUUUCUGCAGUCCCACUAAUUUAUAUAUAUGGUUUAGGUGAUCGCGCAAUCCGAAAAAACAUACACUUCAUGCAUGUGAGUUUUUCAAAGACUUCAAAUUGCACUCGUUCAAUUUUGAUCGUAUGUGAAAAACUCACUCGUGCAGGUUUUUCCCAAAUUGCACUCGAAACCAUAUACCUACACAUUACCUAUACAAAUACGUAGUUAUGUACACUAUAUAUUUUCUUCUGUAAAGGUUUCGUUUGGUGCAAGUGCUACAUGGAUAACACAGGUAAUAGAAACGUUUCUGCUUAUUUCUAUACACAGGCUCUUCUCUUUAUAAUUCAGAACAAAAGAAUUAAGUAUGGGGUUUUCUAUUUUCCCAUUGUUUCAUUUGAGACAAUUUGUACAGGCGAUUGCAUUGUCCUUGAAAAAUUCCUUCAAAACAAUCGCCUGAAGAUUGUGGGGAAAGAGAUAUGAAACGUUAAAUAUACUGUAUACUUACACAAAUUCCUAAAAUUACACGCCGUGUAAUGAAUAUGAUGUAAUCGGUCACUGAAAAGUCCCGUUGGGGAGUGAGCUGAAUAAUAUGUGUAUAGGAAUACUACAUGUUCUAAAUACUAUAUGUUCUUAUAAAAUAUAAUAGUUUUGUUUGAGGAAACACCACAUAAAUUUAUUACUGCAAUAAUAAAUUAAUAAUAAUUUGUGGAAACACUACGUAAAUUUAUUACUGCAGUAAUAAAUUUACGUGGUGUUUCCACAAACAAAACUAUUAAUACUACAUGUACUGUAAUUUUUUUAGAUUAAAGGUCAGAGUCAAAUCAUACUUACUGCAACCGCUCCCUGUGAUAGAAUAUGUAAAAAGAUGUCUGCUACAUUAAAACCUGGGGAGACAAGUAAGUUGAUAUAAUUACACACAUAGACAAUACUCGUUCCUUAUAUUAUUGUUCAUGCAUUAAUGUUCAAUACCAUGCACACUGUUAAUUCAAAAGAGUCCAAAAGACGACAAAGCACGUGCAUAAAGCCGGGUAUAGUGCAGAUAAGUUGAUUAUUUUAAGGCGAAUAUUAAGAAGAGAAAGAGUACAAAAAGAGAUUCUGGAUUUGAGAAAUCUACAAAGAAAAGAAAUCUGAGUAAUCUCAUUGGUUUAUUCCAACCACGCGUGAGUUAACGAUCGCGCGCGUUCGCCUGGAAAGUUGAAAACAUUUCAACUUCAGUUUAUAAAAUAACAUGUAUAUAACGCGUGCUCUGAUUGGUCGAAAUCCGUGUUUGGAUUCAGGCCAUCCAAACACGAAAGGCUAUCGUGUUGUUGUCAUUUUAUAAAACAAUUACUUUAUGGUUUCCGUGUUUGGAUGGCCUGAUCCAAACACUUGGGAAUGUUGCUCGAGUUAAGAAAAGCGCGCAAAAUCACUCGCCUUUGGCUCGUGUUUCGCGCGCUUUUCUUUACUCUCGCAACAUUCCCGCGUGUUUGGAUCAGGCCAUCCAAACACGGAAACCAUAAAGUAAUUGUAUAAUCGUGUCCAUGAACGAGCACCAGGGCGGACGUAAACUCUCACACAGGAAACCUAUGCUGCGCAUGCCCAAACGAGAUCGCUUCGCCCGCGCGGGCAAAGGGGUCGUGAUGGAAAACAGCCUUUAUGAUCACACACAAUAAAAAUUUGGACACUAUAAAAGAUAUACUGUUGUUUUGGAUAAUGUUGAGAAAAUAGAUGCAAAUAUAUUAUAUCAUGAAUAUAUUUUUUAACCCUAAAUAUCAUUAAUUGAAGGAUUCGUUUUAUCUUAACGAGGGAUAUUAUAUAAAAUUAACUAACGGUAAUUAAUAAUUAUCAUGUAUUCAUAUUAAUUAAUAACAAUUCAGACAAGUCUCGUUGUAUAAUUUUUCACAUUAAUUAAUAACAAUUCAGACAUAAGUCUCGCUGUAUAAUUACAAUGCAGUUCUAAAAAAAACAAGCGCUCGCUCUGUAAAAAUGAUAACUGAUGAUUCCUGUUUACGAACUGGAAUGCAACGUCAUAUACACCUAGACGUAUAAUAAUUAUCCAUGCAUCUUAAUUAUAUCUACCAUUUGGGUCCUGUUUAAAUACCAUGCAGUCGUUAAUAAUAGUACACGGUUGUUAUUAUCAAGAAAAUCAAUUUAAGUGUAAUGAAUUCUUUUUAGUGGUUUUUGUCAACCGACUUUGGAAUUUUAAAAGAAGACCUCAUCCUGGGCAGGUGUCGAUCAGUCUAGCUGCAACUGUGGGCUGGGAUCAAAUCUAA
Messenger RNA from Paramuricea clavata, 12570 nucleotides. Lineage: Eukaryota; Metazoa; Cnidaria; Anthozoa; Malacalcyonacea; Plexauridae. The record is from the annotation of a GenBank genome assembly.